Molecule: messenger RNA, 2323 nt
Organism: Leptonychotes weddellii (Weddell seal)
Lineage: Eukaryota; Metazoa; Chordata; Mammalia; Carnivora; Phocidae
Source: RefSeq, a predicted model, not a curated record
GGUACGUAGGUGGACGCCCUUGGGCUGGCGCGGUCGCGGCUCUCUGCGCCCAGGCGGGAUAGGGCAGUUCAGCCCUUCCCUCCGCCCCCACCUUGGCUGUUGUCGCAGGCAAGAAGACUGUGAUGGGCGCUGCGUUGUCCGCGGCCGCCGCAGCCCCUGCCCUGGGCGACGGCCCGGAGCUGGUCACGGUCGGGGUGCGAGAGGCGGAGCAGCGGCCAUUACUGCGCAGCCUCUUCCGCCGGGAUCCUCGUCUCUGCCUUUGGUGGCAACCAGAAUGAACCAGCAGUGGAAGACAAAAUACCACACACUGUUUGACUGCCGGUGAAGAUGAGCUUUUGUUUUUGUGCCAGACAACUGUGGGAUUUGUAAUAGAAAUGAUGGCUGGCUGUGGUGAAAUUGAUCAUUCAAUAAACAUGCUUCCUACGAACAGGAAAGCGAAUGAGUCCUGUGCGAAUACUGCACCUUCUCUAACUGUCCCUGAAUGUGCCAUUUGUCUGCAAACAUGUGUUCACCCAGUCAGUCUGCCUUGUAAGCAUGUUUUCUGCUAUCUGUGUGUAAAGGGAGCUUCAUGGCUUGGAAAGCGAUGUGCCCUCUGUCGACAAGAAAUUCCUGAAGAUUUCCUUGACAAGCCAACCUUAUUGUCACCAGAAGAACUCAAGGCUGCGAGUAGAGGAAAUGGUGAAUAUGCAUGGUAUUAUGAAGGAAGAAAUGGGUGGUGGCAGUACGAUGAGCGCACUAGUAGAGAGCUGGAAGAUGCUUUUUCCAAAGGUAAAAAGAGCACUGAAAUGUUAAUUGCCGGGUUUCUGUAUGUUGCUGAUCUUGAAAAUAUGGUUCAGUACAGGAGAAAUGAACAUGGACGUCGCAGGAAGAUUAAGCGGGAUAUAAUAGAUAUACCAAAGAAGGGAGUAGCUGGACUUAGGCUGGACUGUGAUGCUAAUACUGUAAACCUCACGCGCGAGAGCUCUGCUGACGGAGCAGACAGUGUCUCCGCACAGAGUGGAGCUUCUUCCGUUCAGCCUCUAGUGUCUUCCGUAAGGCCCCUGACAUCAGUAGAUGGUCAGUUAACAAGCCCUGCAACACCAUCCCCUGAUGCAAGCACUUCUCUGGAAGACUCUUUUGCUCAUUUGCAACUCAGUGGAGACAGCAUCGCUGAAAGGAGUCAUAGGGGGGAAGGAGAAGAAGAUCAUGAGUCACCAUCUUCAGGCAGGCUACCGGCACCAGACGCGUCCAUUGAAGAAACCGAAUCAGACGCCAGUAGUGAUGGUGAGGAUGUAUCUGCGCUUGUUGCACAACACUCCUUGUCCCAACAGAGACUUUUGGUUCCUAAUGCAAACCAGACAGUAUCUGAUCUAUCAGAUCGAUCAGGAACUGAUCGAUCAGUAGCAGGGGGUGGAACAGUGGAUGCUGGUGUCAGAUCUAGAAGGCCUGAUGGACAGUGCACAGUAACUGAAGUUUAAAUUAAAAAGUCUUCAGCUCCAUGCUCAAAGUUAAAAUGGUUAUCUGUAGAUUUCUGCCCUCAUAACAUUAUACUCAUCCCUGGUAGUGCAUUUUUGGGAGUUGGGGUGGGAAAAGGGGGAAGACAGACCUGUAAAUUAAAAUGUCUAACAUGUCUCUGUUGAGGAAUUUAUUUAAUAUAAGGAACUUGGCGUUAAUAGUUGAGAGCUGUUUAGUAAUAACCCCGUUUUCUUGAUGUCUGUUUAUUUUACAGUUUUUUUAAAUUUGUUCAGUUCUUUUGGCCAGCGUGUGUGUAUUACCUGUGCAUUAACAGUCCUCAUCUGACUCUUGCAUUGUGUCUUAUUUUUCUGCAUGGAUUGACGUAAAACCAUUACUAAAAUUUGGCACCUAUGAGAUGUCUUGUAUUGGUAUGAACAGGAAGCUUAAUGUGAGAAUAGAUGUGAAUCUGGGAUUUUAAAAUAGAUGAAUAACAACUAUUAAAUAGUAAAGUUACUGAAAUAGAGAUGUGAAGAAAACAGCUAAUAACUCACGUUUCAGAAUCUUGUCUGUAACAUACUUCAUGGUGUUUCCCAUAGGCUUUGCUGUCUAGUCCUUGUAGUUUGAGGUUUCUCUUGAUCUGCAUUUUUCUUUUUGAUUACAGAAUUUAUAAUUUAAUAAAUACUAGAGUUUAUCAAAAAUAAUUUGUCUGUUGUUUGAGUCUGGAAAGAGGAUGGAAACAUUUUGACAUUUGUGGCCAAAAUAAACAGGUAGCGGUUUGAACUGGUUGUAUUCAGCUUAGUCACCUGCUCAGGAAAGUUUGAUUUUUUUCAGAGACUAUUUAAACAGAAUCUACAAGCAAUUGCAUGGAAUAAGUAUGUAUGGAAAUAAA